GGAAGCCAGAGGGCGGGGCUUGCGUGGUGGCGUCACGGGGCGGUGCCUCGGGUGGCGGGAAGAGGAGGCGCGAGAAUGGAGUUGGAGGUCGUCUGUGGUGGCGCGGGCGAGGUGGAGGCCCAGGACCCUGACUCUGCCCCUGCCCCUGCCUCCAGCAAGGCCCCCGGCAGCGCCGGCCACUAUGAGCUGCCGUGGGUUGAAAAAUAUAGGCCAGUAAAGCUGAAUGAAAUUGUCGGGAAUGAAGACACCGUGAGCAGGCUAGAGGUCUUUGCAAGGGAAGGAAAUGUGCCCAACAUCAUCAUUGCGGGGCAUUGACGUUGUGAGGAAUAAAAUUAAAAUGUUUGCUCAACAAAAAGUCACUCUUCCCAAAGGCCGACAUAAGAUCAUCAUUCUGGAUGAAGCAGACAGCAUGACCGACGGAGCCCAGCAAGCCUUGAGGAGAACCAUGGAAAUCUACUCUAAAACCACUCGCUUCGCCCUUGCUUGUAACGCUUCGGAUAAGAUCAUCGAGCCCAUUCAGUCCCGCUGUGCCGUCCUCCGGUACACAAAGCUGACCGACACCCAGAUCCUCACCAGGCUGAUGAAUGUUAUCGAGAAGGAGAGGGUACCCUACACUGAUGACGGCCUGGAAGCCAUCAUCUUCACGGCCCAGGGAGACAUGAGGCAGGCGCUGAACAACCUGCAGUCCACCUUCUCAGGAUUUGGCUUCAUUAACAGUGAGAACGUGUUCAAGGUCUGUGACGAGCCCCACCCACUGCUGGUAAAGGAGAUGAUCCAGCACUGUGUGAAUGCCAACAUCGACGAAGCCUACAAGAUUCUUGCUCACUUGUGGCAUCUGGGCUACUCACCAGAAGACAUCAUUGGCAACGUCUUUCGAGUGUGUAAAACUUUCCAAAUGGCAGAAUACCUGAAACUGGAGUUCAUCAAGGAGAUUGGAUACACUCACAUGAAAAUAGUGGAAGGAGUGAACUCCCUUUUGCAGAUGGCAGGCCUCCUGGCAAGGCUGUGUCAGAAGACAAUGGCCCCGGUGGCCAGUUAGAGCAGAGACUUCACUGACUGACUUAUAGGUGCCCUAUUCUGAGGUAUAGAAGCCGCAGCUUUCUGAUGGGGGAAAAUGCCACCUUAGGCUGGAGCCAGCUUGACUGUCCUUUAAACUCCAGUGGCUGGCCAGGUGCGGUGGCUCACACCUGUAAUCCCAACACUUUGGAAGGCUGAGGCAGGUGGAUCACCCGAGGUCAGAAGUUCAAGACCAGCCUGGCCAACAUGGGGAAACCCUGUCUUUACUAAAAAUAUAAAGCUGGGUGUGGUGGCGGGCACCUGUAAUCCCAGCUACUCGGGAGGCUGUGGCAGGAGAAUCUCUUGAUUGAGGAGAUGGAGGUUGCAGUGAGCCAAGAUCAUACCAUUGCACUCCAGCCUGGGCGACAGAGACUCCGUCUGGGGAAAAAAAAAAUUAAAUAAAUAAACUCCCGUAGCUUUCAUGUUUGCUUCUGGGACGUCUGUGCCCCACGAGUGUUUGAGUUUGGCCUCCGCCCCGUUGAUGCGGUGACGGGGCGGAAAGGCGUAGAGAAGCUGAGGGUGGUCUCUGAUCUGUGUGUGGGUUGACAUUUUAGCUAAUAAAGCCUUGCAGUGUUUGUUGGCAAA
Messenger RNA from Nomascus leucogenys (northern white-cheeked gibbon), 1641 nucleotides. Lineage: Eukaryota; Metazoa; Chordata; Mammalia; Primates; Hylobatidae. The record is from RefSeq and is a predicted model, not a curated record.